This is a messenger RNA of Colossoma macropomum (tambaqui), 2865 nucleotides long. RefSeq names its product multiple inositol polyphosphate phosphatase 1-like. The transcript is spliced from 5 exons. NCBI's taxonomy places the organism in Eukaryota, Metazoa, Chordata, Actinopteri, Characiformes, Serrasalmidae. Bases 55 to 1413 code for a protein of 452 amino acids. Gene Ontology annotation, molecular function: acid phosphatase activity; inositol phosphate phosphatase activity. The record is from RefSeq and is a predicted model, not a curated record.
UACCACUCGAACACCACAGCAAACAGGGACCUGACGAGGCUUAGAAGUGGCAAAAUGGUUGAGAAACUCCUGCGGUUCAAUGCGGUUCUCCGCUUUGUGGUUUUUUUAGCUUUUCUCUCCUUUUGCAACGGUGCUGCGCUUUCCAGUGACGCGGACAUCCCUGCCAACGCCCAGUACUUCAACACCAAAACCCGUUACCAAGACGUCGACACGUACUUGCGGGAAAAUAUUCUGGCCAUAAACAGCUCCGCGGUGAAGCCUCCUGCUCCAACCUGCACCCCCGUCCACUUCACGAUCGUUGCCAGACACGGCACCAGAUUCCCAACCGCUGAGAACAUCAAAUUGAUUGGCGCCUUUGACGACCUCGUCAAGACUGAGGCGAAUGGCGACUUGAGUUAUCUGCCAGAACUCAAGGCAUGGAAGAUGUGGUACAAGGAGGACAUGGCUGGGCGCCUCACAGAGACAGGAAGGGAAGACCACAUUCAUCUGGCCCAGAGGAUGGUCGAGACGUUCCCCACUCUCCUGACCAAGGAGAACCUUCUGGGCGGCCGGGUCAAGUUCAUCACGAGUUCUGUACCUCGAUGCAUCAACAGCACCCUCUCUUUCCAACUAGGCCUGAAGGAGUGGUUUCAUCUUGAAGGUGAUGAAUUCCCGUACACAGUGAACGACACUCUGAUGCGCUUUUUUGCCUCGUGUGAACGAUUCGUGGAGACGGUGUUGGACAACCCAGAAUCUGUGAUACAGGCCACCCUCUUCAAAAACGGCCCGGAGAUGAAGACAGUUCAGAGGAAAGUGGCCGACCUGCUACAGAUCCCUUACGACAAGUUCACCGCAGAGCUCGCGGAGACAGGAUUCUACCUGUGCGCCUAUGAGUUCACCAUCCGUGGACUGAACUCCCCCUGGUGCCGGCUGUAUGAUAGAUCAGACGCAGAGGUGGUUGACUACGCUUCAGACCUGGGCCUGUACUAUAAGAGAGGCUAUGGCCACAAAAUUGACAGCAUGGCCAGCUGUGUUCUCUUCAACGACUUGUUUGACCGCCUUGAAAAAGCAGCCAAUGAGUUCAGUGCUGGCCAGUCUGUAUCUGAAGUGGUCACAGUGGAGAUCGGUCAUGCUGAAACGCUGCUGCCUCUUGUGACCUUGCUGGGCCUCUUUAAGGACAAGACCCCUCUUACCGCCGACAACUACGCCUCUCAGCUCAACCGUGCUUUCAACGGCGGACACAUCACGCCCUACAUCGGUAACCUGCUGGCGGCACUGUGGAGUUGCCCUGAUGGCUAUAGGGUGCAGUUGAGAGUGAACGAGAAACCGGUGGAAGUGCCGGGCCUCAAUGAAUUCUCUCCUCUGUUUAAGGAUGUUAAAGAACAAUAUCAUCAGAUAUUGGGCUGUAACCAAGAAGCCAUCUGCAAAAUGUAAAGUAAAAACCAGAAAACUACACUGAAAAAAGUAAUGAAAUGAAUUCUUUUCGCCCCUGGUUGUGCUGAUGUGUUUCGAAUUUGAAAAGAAUUACUUGAAAAAUAUUCCAAAAAUAUGGACAGCUGCGGUCUUUUUGUACCAACAGAUUAAGAGAGGCAUCCUGAGCCGUGUUCUUUCAGGCCCACAGCUCCACAGAGAUUAACAUUUCUUUCAAUUCAAUCCACAAAGGUCUUGCAGAACACUGAAGUCUGUGUGCUGUAGUGACUGGAUUCGGAUUAGUACCUCUGGCCAAAACUGGGACAGAGGCUCUUCACUGCCCUCUGGUGGAGCAUAGAGUUCAGACAGCUUAUGUUUCUUAAUUUAGAAAGUCUAACACUGGAGAGAAGCUAAACUGCUUAACAAAUAUUCAGAUUUAUUAUUCAAUUAUUUAAACAUUCAUGACUAUUUGAAAAUUCUGACUCGUCCUUAAUUCAGUGCAUCACUUUUUUCAGUGUACAGGCUGGUUUUUAGUCCCAGGGACACUCUGCACCUCCCCUUUCUGAGUGUUGCUCUGCUCUAACAUUAAGCUUGUCCCAGUCAAGUUUAUUUGUCCAAUAAUCCUGAUUCAUUUGAUACUGAGUAUAAACGAGUCUGAUUAGAAUAGUUUUUUUCAUUGCACACUUCAAGUACAUUAUAAACCCAUUCUAAAAUGCUUUGAUUGGCUCUGAUACUGAACUUUCAGACUGGAUUGGGGCAUCUUUGUGUAACACAGCUGGUUCAACCCAUUGGAUGGUUAGUAAUUGGUCCACAAGUUGAAUCAGAUGUGGUACAACAGGGCAUUCAUAAAGAUGGACAGUGCAUUGAAUCUCUAGGGCUAAGACUUGGAUCAGUGAGAGCAACUGACCACUGACCACUUUUAUCGCUUAAUAAUCACUAUAUAACAGGAGCUGAGCUAAAUAGUUAAACUAAGUGAAGGUACUGUCAUAAAAUCUAACAUCAAAGAGCAGGAAAGCCGACCAUACUGACCGAGGGCUACAGACCAAAGAACCUGAGGGCAAAUCACCGAAGCCUGUUAGUAAGGAAACACCUACGAAGCACUAAAUACCACUAUGAAGCAGACAGCAGUGCGUUGAGUUGAUGUUCUAUGUUGGUCUAAGUCGUAUUUAGAAUUUUGAUGUCAAGACAACCCGGAUUUGUCCGUUGUCUCAGUGCUCUUCUCUAGUUUAGGGUUGCCUUUGCAAAUCUAGUUGGUGAGCUUAGCUUCUCAGAAAAAUCUGGACCUUUUUUUUUCUUAUGCACAUUACAGAUGUUUUAGUAAUCAUAGUGAAUAACUGACCAAAUGCUUUUGUGGAAGUUCACAUUACUGCAUCUGUAAUGACAGCUGUGUCUCUUAUUCAAAAAAUGAUCUGCAAUUUCUGCAUAAAUACAAUAUUUUACAACACCUGAUACAAAAUAAAGAGGCUUGAAAUCAGA